Zasmidium cellare ATCC 36951 is the source of this 1176-nucleotide messenger RNA. RefSeq lists its product as uncharacterized. Lineage: Eukaryota; Fungi; Ascomycota; Dothideomycetes; Mycosphaerellales; Mycosphaerellaceae. The transcript has 2 exons. The record is from RefSeq and is a predicted model, not a curated record. The coding region runs from base 1 to 1176 and encodes 391 amino acids.
AUGACCGAGCCGAUCAUAGUCAUCGGAGCAGGCAUCAGCGGCCUAGCCCUGGGCCAAGGACUACGUAAACACAGCAUCCCCUUCCGGAUCUUCGGAAGAGACGAGCGACUGGAUUCUCGCGCGCAAGGGUAUCGCUUCCGGCUGUCUGAUCAAGGGGUUCAGACGCUCGAGGAGAGUCUUGAUGCGAGACAGUAUCAGCGGUUCCUGGAUUGCUGUUGUACUCGAGAUGCCCCUGAGAGCAAUGUUCCGUCGUUGAUAGUGGAUGCGUUGACUGGCGAGGUUGCGAAACCGCUUUUUCAGCAGGGAGCGAGAGCGCCGGUUGGGGGCGAUACGGUGAUACUUAGUGUUGACCGCAGCGCUGCGAGGCGAGUUUUGCUGGAAGGCAUCGAGCACCACGUCCAAUUUGGCAGGGGGUUCAAAUCGUUCGAGGAGCAUGACAGCAUCAUAAAUGUUACUUUCAACGACGGCUCGAUCGCCCAAGGCUGUGCCUUGGUCGGCGCAGACGGUGUCUCCUCGCGAAUUGGCAGAUACGAAGCCAGAUUGAUCUUCGGCAAGGCGGAGCUCAGGGGAGAAGUAGAGCGGGUAUUCUCAUCUCCCGCCCGGUCAGGCUUGAGACUCAUCCGUGCUUCCCAGCAAAAUUGUCUUGUCGAAACCAUGCGGUUCAACCCGGAGCAACCGCAAGUACCGCUCGACUAUGUCUACUGGGUGCUCUUCAUGCGGAAAGACCAGUACCUGCCUGAUCACGAGCUCCUAUCCCUCGAACCGUCAGGGAUAUUUCGCCUAGCGCAAAGGUUCAGUGGGGACUGGCACGACGACUUCAAAUUGCUAUUCACCAGCGGGCACGCCCACGCGUCUGUCCUCCGCAUCCUGACCGAAAAGCCCGGAACCAUUCCACUUGCUCUCGAUGAGGGCUCGCGGGUUACGUUGAUUGGCGAUGCCGGGCACGCAAUGGCGCCUACAGCUGCGUUGGGCGCGACCACUGCGUUGGCCGAUGUAGGUAUCCUCGUAGGACGCUUGCUUGAACACGGUGGCCUUGGGCGAUGCACGGCGGCUUUCAGGGCGUACGAAAGCACGAUGAAAGAGCAUGCUGCUGCCGCGUUGGAGAAAAGUCUUUUGGGGGGCCGUGCUGUCUUUGGUAUGAAGCCGUUUGCGGAAUUGCCGAUGGUUGAGGUGUGA